AUGGCUCCACUCACUCUCAGCGCUUUCCACUGGCGAAAGAAGGGACUCACUCCAGAGGAAUUCAAGAACCACUAUGAAACAGUCCACAUCCCUAUUCUCCAAGAAAUAAUUGGUGAUAAGUUCCCAAAAACGCACACGAGACAUUAUGUGGUCCGAAACUCUGAAGGAUCCACGUCUGAUGAUAAGUCCAACUCGAACUAUAAAGCAAGUGUUUAUGCUGGCACGAACGCCGAGGAUUUCGACUACGAUGUGUAUAGCGAGCUCGUCUUCGAGGACGAGGCAAGUUUCAAGGCUUUUGAAGCUGUUAUGUUUGAUCCAGUUUUGGGCCCGAAGAUCAAUGAGGACAGCGUUAAAUUCAUAGAUCAUGUAAAAAUGGUUUGGAUCAACAUUUCUGAGUCUACCACGGCUCGGACAUCCAAAUAG
This is a messenger RNA of Botrytis porri, 423 nucleotides long. RefSeq lists its product as uncharacterized. The transcript has a single exon. Gene Ontology annotation, molecular function: oxidoreductase activity. The record is from RefSeq and is a predicted model, not a curated record. The coding region runs from base 1 to 423 and encodes 140 amino acids. Lineage: Eukaryota; Fungi; Ascomycota; Leotiomycetes; Helotiales; Sclerotiniaceae.